CUCCCUGCCUCCUGUGAACUCAUGAUUAUUGGUAGCUUGCAUGGCAGUUCUUCCUUUAGGAAGUGUAGUUUCUUCCAGGAACUCUGAAACUUGGGAUAUUCCACCUCAUGCGGUUGUUUGGCCGGUCAAAAAAGGGAGUGGGGGAUUCUGGAGGUACUUCAUGUCUGCUGCGUGGCCCAAGGGGGCCAGGGUUCCAUAAAUCACCAAGACCCUGAGGGCAGGGCUCUGUCCUCAUUCCUGGCCCUGCUUCUGUAAAUGUUAAUGACAGAAUAACAAAAACAAUGUCACCCACCCAACAGGGUCAUUAAUAUGAUUAAAUAAUCAUGAAAUACUUCUUGAAGGAUAAAUCAGAGAGAAUAGGAAAUUUCUGAAAAUAAAGAGCGGUAAGAGAGUAUUUGUUCUGCUAGCUAUUGAAAUGUAUUCUAAAGCACAGUCAUAAAAACAGUAUGGUACUGUGAUGGAAAUAACUAGAUCAGAGGAACAGAGUAGAGAGUCCAGAAAUAGGUGAUAAAUCAAUAAAGAUAUAUUUCAAGUUAGUGGCAAUGGGAUGUAUGAGCUAGCAAAUGGUGUUAGAAAAAAAUCUCCUAUCCAUUAGAGGGUAAUAAGAAAUUCCUAAGCUUAGGUAGUAUAUCAAAAUAAUUUCCAAAUAGCAUUAAAUUAAAAAGAUCAUUAAAAUCUUAGAAAAAAGAAUAUUUAUAUUAUUUUGGGUAAGAAAAGGCUUUUAAAACAUGUCACUUUUGGUGCCACAUACAAAUAUCGUAAACAAAGUUAAAAAGCAAAAGGGUGGAAAAAGUGUUUACAACAUCAAUGAUGAACGAAGCAUUAAUAUUAGUAUGCAAAUUUAUUCUUUGAUUCAAUAUUUAUUGAGCACUUAGUAUGUACUAGAAAGUAUUCUGGGCACUAAGGGCACAAGCAGUAAAUAAUGUCCCUGCUCUCCUGGUACUUACACCCUGAUGGAGAGGACAGCCAGUGAAUAUGGUAGAUUAUUGUAGGUCACAUUUUGAUACGGGCUAAGGACAAAACAUUAAGUAGGUGGCUGGGCUAGGGAGGCUUGGCAGGGUUUGCAUUAUAUGGAUGUUCAAGGGGGCUUCACUGGUGGAAUGACAUGUGAAGAAAAAGGGAAAGUCAUUGAAUGUUGAGCUGAUAGCACAUUUGCUGUUUUUGGAAUGUCGAGCUGAUAGGAUUUGCUGAUGGAUUGAAUGCAGGUUGUGAAAGAAAGGAGUCAGGGUGGCUUCUAGGUUUGGGGCCUGGCAACCAGAAGCAUUGACAUAGGAAUGACUGAGAGGCUUGGCUUGGAGAUAAUUAGAGUUUUGGUUAUGGAUGUUUCAGUUUAACAUCUCUCUUGUAUAUUCAAGUGAGGAUGUCAGGGAGGUGGUUGGCCAAAAAAAUCUGUAAUUCAGGGUGACAUCUAGGCUGGAGAUAUAAAUUUGGGAAUUGUUACAGUGUUGAUAGUAUUUGAAAGAAUGACACCAGCCUAGAGCCCCUGGAGAGUGUGUGUAGAUACAGAAGAGGGCCCAGGACAUCCAUGGGACCCUCCCUUGGAGUUGAGGGAGAUGAGAAGGAGCCAGCCAAAGAGAGCAAAAAGGAGUGACCACUGAAAUGGAAGGAGUCCCGCAAGAAGGGAGAUCUCCCAAGCCAAGAGACAGUGAGAAGGGCGAAGUCAGCUCUCCUCUGGAUGUGCUGAUGGGCAAGGAGAGAACUGGCCAUUGGAUCUAGCAGUGGGGAGGUCACUGGUCAACCCAACAAGGGCUGUUUUAUGGGAAUGAUGGGGAGAGAAUCUGAUUGGAGUUGGGUUAUUGAGAAUAAGAGGAAAAAAACUGGAGACAGAGAAAUGGGACAAUAGCUGGAGGAGGAUGGUAUUCAAGUAAGUUUAUUUUUCCCAAGAUGAGAGUUAUAUAACUCUUGUUUUUACCCAAGUGGAAAUGAUUCAGUAGCGUGGGGAGACUGGAUGGUGCAGGAUUGGGCUGGGGUGAGGGUUCUGAAAUGGUGGUCUCGAGGAGGUGGGAGAGGUAGAAUCCAGGCAUGAGCUGGGGAAGGGAUCCUAAGUAGGAGCAUCUAAGGAGGUGGUGGGUGUGCACCUGCCUCUUUUCUCAGUUCACUAAGAAGCAGAGUCCUCAGCGGAGAAUGGAGACUAAAGAGAUGAUGGAAGUUUGAGGAGAGAGGACAAAGUAUGAAGUCCUUCAUAGCAGAAUGAGAAAAUAAAUGGCCAGGGGAACGAAGGAUCGCUGGGCGGCAUGCAGGCCUCUAAGGGGUAUUUCUCCAGCCAUGUCAUGUUACACAGGUGAACACGGGGUAGGAGGCCAUUGUGGUAGAAAAACAGGACAUGAGCAGACACAAGGUAAGACAGAGAAAUGCCUGUAAAGAGAAAGGCAACAUCAGUAAUAGCUGAAGAAUACAAGUAAAAACAAUGAGGUUUUCUUUUUCUCUCUUUAGACUGGCAAGAACUCUUGUUGGGGAUAGAAAUUAUUGUCGCUUUUCUGGAGCACAGUGUUACAAUCAUCCAAUGGCAGACCAGAGAAUGGACAUUUCUUCAACCAUCAGUGAUUUCAUGUCCCCGGGCCCCACCGACCUGCUUUCCAGCUCUCUUGGUACCAGUGGUGUGGAUUGCAACCGCAAACGGAAAGGCAGCUCCACUGACUACCAAGAAAGCAUGGACACAGACAAAGAUGACCCUCAUGGAAGGUUAGAAUAUACAGAACACCAAGGAAGGAUAAAAAAUGCAAGGGAAGCUCACAGUCAGAUUGAAAAGCGGCGUCGGGAUAAAAUGAACAGUUUUAUAGAUGAAUUGGCUUCUUUGGUACCAACAUGCAACGCAAUGUCCAGGAAAUUAGAUAAACUUACUGUGCUAAGGAUGGCUGUUCAGCACAUGAAAACAUUAAGAGGUGCCACCAAUCCAUAUACAGAAGCAAACUACAAACCAACUUUUCUGUCAGACGAUGAAUUGAAACACCUCAUUCUCAGGGCAGCAGAUGGAUUUUUGUUUGUCGUAGGAUGUGACCGAGGGAAGAUACUCUUUGUCUCAGAGUCUGUCUUCAAGAUCCUCAACUACAGCCAGAAUGAUCUGAUUGGUCAGAGUUUGUUUGACUACCUGCAUCCUAAAGAUAUCGCCAAAGUCAAGGAGCAGCUCUCUUCCUCCGACACCGCACCCCGGGAGCGGCUCAUAGAUGCAAAAACUGGACUUCCAGUUAAAACAGAUAUAACCCCUGGGCCAUCUCGAUUAUGUUCUGGAGCACGACGUUCUUUCUUCUGUAGGAUGAAGUGUAACAGGCCUUCAGUAAAGGUUGAAGACAAGGACUUCCCCUCUACCUGCUCAAAGAAAAAAGCAGAUCGAAAAAGCUUCUGCACAAUCCACAGCACAGGCUAUUUGAAAAGCUGGCCACCCACAAAGAUGGGGCUGGAUGAAGACAACGAACCAGACAAUGAGGGAUGUAACCUCAGCUGCCUCGUUGCAAUUGGACGACUGCAUUCUCAUGUAGUUCCACAACCAGUGAACGGGGAAAUCAGGGUGAAAUCUAUGGAAUAUGUUUCUCGGCACGCGAUAGAUGGAAAGUUUGUUUUUGUAGACCAGAGGGCAACAGCUAUUUUGGCAUAUUUACCACAAGAACUUCUAGGCACAUCGUGUUAUGAAUAUUUUCACCAAGAUGACAUAGGACAUCUUGCAGAAUGUCAUAGGCAAGUUUUACAGACGAGAGAAAAAAUUACAACUAAUUGCUAUAAAUUUAAAAUCAAAGAUGGUUCUUUUAUCACACUACGGAGUCGAUGGUUCAGUUUCAUGAACCCUUGGACCAAGGAAGUAGAAUAUAUUGUCUCAACUAACACUGUUGUUUUAGCCAACGUCCUGGAAGGCGGGGACCCAACCUUCCCACAGCUCACAGCAUCCCCCCACAGCAUGGACAGCAUGCUGCCCUCUGGAGAAGAUUCCUUUGUUGUAGGUGGCCCAAAGAGGACCCACCCCACUGUUCCAGGGAUUCCAGGGGGAACCCGGGCUGGGGCAGGAAAAAUAGGCCGAAUGAUUGCUGAGGAAAUCAUGGAAAUCCACAGGAUAAGAGGGUCAUCGCCUUCUAGCUGUGGCUCCAGCCCAUUGAACAUCACGAGUACACCUCCCCCUGAUGCUUCUUCUCCAGGAGGCAAGAAGAUUUUAAAUGGAGGGACUCCAGACAUUCCUUCCAGUGGCCUACUGUCAGGCCAGGCUCAGGAGAACCCAGGUUAUCCAUAUUCUGAUAGUUCUUCUAUUCUUGGUGAGAACCCCCACAUAGGUAUAGACAUGAUUGACAACGACCAAGGAUCAAGUAGUCCCAGUAAUGAUGAGGCAGCAAUGGCUGUCAUCAUGAGCCUCUUGGAAGCAGAUGCUGGACUGGGUGGCCCUGUUGACUUUAGUGACUUGCCAUGGCCGCUGUAAACACUACAUGUUGCUUUGGCAACAGCUAUAGUAUCAAAGUGCAUUACUGGUGGAGUUUUACAGUCUGUGAAGCUUACUGGAUAAGGAGAGAAUAGCUUUUAUGUACUGACUUCAUAAAAGCCAUCUCAGAGCCAUUGAUACAAGUCAAUCUUACUAUAUGUAACUUCAGACAAAGUGGAACUAAGCCUGCUCCAGUGUUUCCUCAUCAUUGAUUAUUGGGCUAGCUGUGGAUAGCUUGCAUUAAUUGUAUAUUUUGGAUUCUGUUUGUGUUGAAUUUUUUAAUCAUUGUGCACAGAAGCAUCAUUGGUAGCUUUUAUAUGCAAAUGGACAUUUCAGAUGUAUGGUGUUUUUACACUACAAAGAAGUCCCCCAUGUGGAUAUUUCUUAUACUAAUUGUAUCAUAAAGCCGUUUAUUCUUCCUUGUAAGAAAGAAUCCUUUACUAUAAAUAUGGGUUAAAGUAUAAUGUACUAGACAGUUAAAUAUUUUUAAUAAAUGUUUCCCUUGUUCUAUAAA
Nomascus leucogenys (northern white-cheeked gibbon) is the source of this 4913-nucleotide messenger RNA. It is a transcript of the gene BMAL1, whose product is annotated as aryl hydrocarbon receptor nuclear translocator like. Gene Ontology annotation, biological process: regulation of transcription by RNA polymerase II; circadian rhythm. Gene Ontology annotation, molecular function: RNA polymerase II cis-regulatory region sequence-specific DNA binding; DNA-binding transcription factor activity, RNA polymerase II-specific; protein dimerization activity. Gene Ontology annotation, cellular component: aryl hydrocarbon receptor complex; nucleus; cytoplasm. The coding region runs from base 2408 to 4399 and encodes 663 amino acids. The record is from RefSeq and is a predicted model, not a curated record. The transcript is spliced from 17 exons. Lineage: Eukaryota; Metazoa; Chordata; Mammalia; Primates; Hylobatidae.